CCUGAUCACAGCACGACCUUGAGGCAGACCGACACCAGAUGUUGAGAAGGUGCACCAAACAUAGCGACUCUUGAAAUGGCGAGUUCGUGGAAUAAAUUCCUUCUCGCCUUCAUUGCAGUAGCUAAGCCCAGCCAUGGACACCUGCAUGAUUUGUUGUCUUUCUGGGUCGGCAGUUCACACACAUCUCAACUCGACUCAUCCCCAGCAGCACAAAUCACACCACCUCCACCACCACCGGUCCAAGAUCUACGACGGCGACAACAAGAUUCCAACGCACAAAUCACCGUCGUCGACGGCCCUUAUACAAUGAUUGAUCAAGUCGGGUCGUUGUGCGGGUACAUAACCCAAGACGUCCAUGCUCCAAUAUACUGUGACCAAGGACUGUUUUGUUUCACCACCGACAAAUUCUUACAAUGUUGUUCCAGCACCGUCGACAGCACCACCACGACAAAUUACGUCUACACCAUGGUCACCACGGACCGAGACGUCGGCGGCACCUCGACGUCACUAUCGACGGACGAAGACCCGUCGCCGUUGACGUCGACGUACGGCACCUCGUGUGCCGCCCCGACCACGACGUGCUACCAUUACAACCACACGGCGAGCGCGACCGCCGGCGCCUUGGUUUGCACAAACUCCAACUUCCCCUACUGUGCCUCUCUCUACGCCGCCACCGAUGACGGCGAGGAUGAAGCCACAGGCGUCGUCUCAAAGACCGGCGUGACCUAUCGUUGCGACACGGCCGAGUACGGUCUCGAGUACUACGCCGGCGGUUACUCGCCGUCCGUAACGAGCACUUUUACGCCCCAAGUCACCAGCUCCGGUGUCCCCUUUACCCCUUCCGUCGUCCCUUACAGCAGGACGCAAGCGUCGAGACCGGGGUCGUCAUCGGCGGUGGAGGCGAGGGAGACAGCCACGAGCGUUCCAUCAUCGGUUUCGGCGUCGGCGGGAUUGUCCAUGUUCAGAGACGUGCCACGUUCAAUCAUCUGGACGAUUUCGUUUUGGCUGGUCAUGGCGUCUCUAAACGUCCUUUUGUACCUGUUGUAUGAAUAUCUCUACGCGGAGAAGGCGGAUUGA
Molecule: messenger RNA, 1077 nt
Organism: Exophiala oligosperma
Lineage: Eukaryota; Fungi; Ascomycota; Eurotiomycetes; Chaetothyriales; Herpotrichiellaceae
Exons: 2
Coding region: 76-1077 (333 amino acids)
Source: RefSeq, a predicted model, not a curated record